CGACCGAGAAAAGUGCAUUCAGUGGUGCUUGACAGAAGGCGGUGCGAAAAAUAGCUGUUUUUACCGAAAAUACUCCCAAAAUUCACCAACCCACUCACGCACUUGAGAGCAGAACGCCCAGAGAACGCAAUGUCAGAUGUUCAGGUACUCUUGGAUAUGGGAUUCACCCGUGAGAGGAUCGAUCGAGCUCUCGCGGUGACCAACAAUAAGGGCGUGGAGCCGGCCAUGGAGUGGCUGCUGGCGCACGCCGACGACGAUCUUCCCAGUGAAGUUGUGACCAGUCCUCCUACCGGCGCGGUGGAGAUUACUGAGUCUGUUCCAGAGUCUUCACAGACCAACGAGGCAAAGCCGAAAGAAGAAGGUGAAACUGCAGCAGCCAGUAAUGACGAUGCUGUAGCGAAGUCCAUCAAAUGUGAUGAAUGUGGCCGACAAUUCCGUUCGUCUGUGGAGGUGGAGUAUCACGCAGUGAAGUCUGGUCAUUCUAGCUUCUCGGAAUCCACGGAUGAGAAGAAGCCUCUCACUGAGGAGGAGAAGAAGGAACAAUUGGCACAGCUGGAGGAGAAGUUGAAGAAGAAGCGCGCCGAAAGAGAGGAGAAGGAAAAAGUGGAGGCACUGGACAGGGAAAAGAAUCGUAUUCGCUCGGGGAAGGAUUUGCUUGAGGCUCGCCGAAAGAUGGAGGAAAUUGAGAUGGCUAAAAUCGUGGAGGCGCGCAAACGGGAGAAGAUUGAGGAGAAAUUGGCCAAGGAGAGAGUGAGAGCACAAAUUGCGGCAGACAAGGAGGCCCGAAAGGCACGAAUGGCUGGAGACACAGGAGCUUCGAGUGCUCCGCCAAUUGAGCAAGCCACGCCAUCAUCUUCCACGUCAGUGAAUAGUGUUCCAUCGAAGAAGUACUCCAGUACAAAGAUCCAAAUCCGCCUUCCGGACGGCAGUUCUGUGGUGGAGACAUUCGAUGCCAAGGAGCAAUUAUCGGCUGUGCGACUCUUCAUUCAACUCAAGCAGGGCAUUGAAGUUCCUUUCCGCCUCAUGACAAACUUCCCGCGAAAGAUUUUCGACGAAGAGGACUUUGAGAAGCCGCUUGAAGUGCUCGGUCUCGUUCCGUCGUCCGUCGUGAUCGUCACUAAAUAAUUAGGUCGGGCUUCUCUCCACCUCUUAAGGACCUCUUCAAGACAUGUAAUCUUGUAUGUAAUGCUAAUAUUAUCCUCCUCAGCAUAUGAAUUCAAGGUAAAUUGUAUUAAUAUAGGACUUUGGUAAUAAAUCACACAAUAUCAUGA
This is a messenger RNA of Phlebotomus argentipes, 1271 nucleotides long. RefSeq names its product UBX domain-containing protein 1. The record is from RefSeq and is a predicted model, not a curated record. The coding region runs from base 130 to 1125 and encodes 331 amino acids. The transcript is spliced from 3 exons. Lineage: Eukaryota; Metazoa; Arthropoda; Insecta; Diptera; Psychodidae. Gene Ontology annotation, molecular function: protein binding.